Molecule: messenger RNA, 2076 nt
Organism: Penicillium vulpinum
Lineage: Eukaryota; Fungi; Ascomycota; Eurotiomycetes; Eurotiales; Aspergillaceae
Product: putative C6 transcription factor
Exons: 1
Coding region: 1-2076 (691 amino acids)
Biological process (GO): regulation of DNA-templated transcription; DNA-templated transcription
Molecular function (GO): DNA-binding transcription factor activity, RNA polymerase II-specific; zinc ion binding; DNA binding
Source: RefSeq, a predicted model, not a curated record
AUGGAUAUUAAUAAUGUCGGCUCGCACCUGGUUCCAAUUGCUCCUGCGCCGGCUCAGGAACCAUACUUCGUUGUCCAACAUAGCCAUGGCCACGAAUUGCCCACAAUGCGCUUCAACUGCCAAGCUUGUGUGCGCAAGAAAACCAGAUGCGAUAAGACGGUGCCGGCAUGUUCGAGUUGCAGUAAAUCAAACAUCCAGUGCGUCUAUCUGGGUCCCUUGUCACGAAAGAGACAGCGAAGCCAGCGCGAAGACGUACAUGAGCGAUUGGCGCGGUACGAGCGCAUCUUGAAAGACAAUAAUCUUCUCCCUAUAUCCUCUGCAUCGACCUCCUACAGCCAGAAGACGGAUGCAUCUGCGGUCAGCACACGGAACCCAACCCCAAUUCCGGACCCGCAACCCUCCAGCUCAGGUAAACUUCUGUCCGCCGACGGUAAGACUCGAUUCAUUGACAGUGUUCUCCUUGAUGCUGAAGAUGGCGACCUGUGCGAAGUAUCCGAGUCCGACCAGGAUGAACGCCACUACGAGGACAUCGGAGCUGAUGAGGGCACCCCGACAGGUCUUCUGGGAGUUCUCGCGGCACACACCAUCUCUGGGGCUAUACUCGGAAACACGCAGAGCAUCACUGGACAACAUCCCGGCCACGAGGAUGCAACUAAGCUCUGGAAUGUGUAUGUGCAAAACGUGGAUCCUCUAUGCAAGGUUCUUCAUAUUCCGACUGUCACAAAAAUGGUUGACACCAUUUCAAAGCAACCUUUCGUGGCCUCGAAGAGCGACGAAUGCCUACUAUUUGUCAUCUACUAUUUCGCCGUGUUCUCUAUAUCGGAAGCUGAUUGUCUGCAAGAGUUCAACGAACCGAGGAAAAAUUUGAUGUUAAGAUAUCGCACCGCUGUGCAUCAAGCACUUAUCAAUGCAUCGUGGCUGAAAACGACAUCAAUGCCGGUACUACAGGCUUAUAUACUAUUCCUCAUUGCCUUGCGCACCCAAAUCGAUUCCGAUACGUUUUGGAUUUUGACCGGUAUUGCCAUUCGCCUCGCCCAACGUAUGGGGCUACACCGUGACGGUGAAAACCUCGGACUGCCACCCUUUGAGGUCCAGAUGCGACGACGACUUUUUUGGCAACUACUUCCGCUGGACAGCUAUGCGGGUCAGGUUUCCGGCACUGGUAUCGUUAUAUCACCGAACAGCUGGGAUACUAAACGACCCUUGAAUAUAAACGAUGAUCAAAUUUUCCCUGGUAUGACGGAGCCGCCCCUCGAACAAAGAAACGCCACAGAAAUGAUUUUCUGCCUAUCUCGGAUCGAACUGUCCAAUUUCUAUACUCAAACUGGCAUCAAAUUGAAAGAAAUCGGUGGCACAAUUCAAUUCAGGGAUACAAGGGACAUUGAGAGACUUAUUAAUGAGGUCGAAGAUCUCAUCGAGACUAAAUUUCUUCGAUACUGCGAUAUCCUGAACCCGUUGCACUUUUUCACCACUGGAGUCGUCCGAUCUGCGACAAAUGCUGUUAGGUUGCGGGCCCGAAUACCGCUGCUGAUGACGCAAACUACCACAGAUGUGCAAAGGAGGGAUAUUUGUGCGCUCGCAGCAAAAAUCCUCGAUACAACCAGCGCUAUCUAUAGCAACCCUGAUAUGCAGAAGUAUCGAUGGCAAAUACAAGCUUUCUUCCUGUGGGAUGCUCUUCUCUGUAUCCUACGUAGCCUCACAGAUGUCGGAGUCUACUCAGCCUCGGAGGUUAAUACUUCUUGGAACAGAGUUGCAGAUGUCUAUUCAAAUCACGAAGAACUUGUUAAGGGUAGAAGAACCCUGCACGUUACAAUCGGCAAGAUAACUCUCAAGGCCUGGCUUGCGAAUCCCCCAAGUCAGUCGUCACCAGAGCCACCUUUCAUACUCGCGCUGCGUGCCCAGUAUGAGCCGGAACCGAGCAGGCAGAUGGAGAGCGUGGCCGAAAAAAGGGAAACCACUAAGACCGUGGACGGCGUAUAUGGGUUUGAUGUUUUUAGCAAUAUUGAUGGGACAAGCUUAGAUUUGAAUGGUGGUUUCGACCCUUCAGAUUGGGUUUUCUGGGAUCAGCUGCGUUGA